Closterium sp. Naga37s-1 is the source of this 1764-nucleotide messenger RNA. The record is from the annotation of a GenBank genome assembly. Lineage: Eukaryota; Viridiplantae; Streptophyta; Zygnematophyceae; Desmidiales; Closteriaceae.
AUGUUGCGCUUAUUUGCCGCGCAUGCGGCGCAGCAAUUUCAGCGUCACGCCGCCAAUCGCGCGUUCAGCGCGCUCGCCGCUUCCGCUGCCGGCGGAAUGGGCGGCGUCGCGGCGCGCAGGUGGGGUAGCGUAUGGAAAAAAUGCCGGCCGGACGCAGCCGCUGCUCCCACCACCGCCUCCAACGCACCGUUCGAUUGCACACAAGCCCCGUAUCCGUCCAACGUUGAUCUCGAUUUCACGCAGCUCACGCCACUGGCGUUCGCAAGGCGCUUCAGCGCCGGUCCCGCCGCAUCUGGCGGCGACAUCGGCGUGGAGAGCGCCAAUAAGCCGCCCGAUAAGGCCGCUGCAAGCAGUGGCAUUGGCAGUGCGGACAACAUCUACCUUCAUCACACCAACGUAGGUUCCAACGUGCAAGCCGCUGCGGUUACCAUCGGCUUGAUUCACGCGCUCGAGCCGCUCUCCCCCGGAAUUGGCUACUUCCGCCCGAUCGACUGCACCACGCACGGCGGGAACCGCGCGGAGCUCAUGCGGAAGAUCUUCCGCCUAUCCCCCCCCGCGCGCGACAUGUACGGCGUUACGCAGGACCGCGCGACCACUCUCCUACACGCGAAUCGCGUGGACGACUUACUUGACGAUGUGCUGAUGUCAUACGAGCGGUGCCGACGCGAGCACGAUUUCAUGGUGGUGGAAGGGACGUCUUUAAAAGACGGGACUAUCUCGGCGCCCGUGAACGGGCUGAUCGCGUCCGCGUUAGGAGCGCCUGCGAUAUUGUUAACGGACGCGCGGGUUGCUGCUGAAUCGAGCCACCCGAAUUUCACCAUGGAAGAGAUCGACUGGGAGGCGGACGCGGCGCAGAGCAUGCUGGACCACGCGCGCAUCCUACGGAGCACGCACGUCCACCUCAGUCAGGCGAAAGCCGACAAGCGGGUGGCGGCGGUUGUCCUAUCCGGUGGUACGCCACCGACUCUCACCAUCGACCACAUGAUUAGGUCAACCCAUCUGUCUGCCUCGCUCCCUGUCCUCCUCUCCCCGCUCGACCCACACGUCAUCUGUCUCUCAAUCGCCCACGCUCACUCCUCCCUCCACGCCUCCUCCCCCGCCAAAAUCCGCCGCGCCCCGGGACCUCUUUCAAGAACACGCCGACACGCUCGCUAUCCACCGCAUCCUCUUCCAGGAAGCUUCCUCCGCCCAUCCCGCACACGUCACCCCCGCGCGUGUUCGACCUGGGCGCUUCGGCGGCCGACCAAUGGGAUUGCCACUGCCGAUCCAACGGCUGAGGAGCUUGCGAUGAUCGCCAUGUCAUCGGCUGACACGGCGGCAGCCUUUGGCGUGGAGCCACGUGUCGCUCUGCUGUCCUCGCAAUCCAACCACCAGGGUGCUUCUAGAGGUCAUCUUGCGGAGCGAAUAGAGGAGGCAGCACAUAUUGUGAAGGAGCAAAGGCCCGACCUAGCAGUAGAGGGGCCCCUUCCGUAUGCCACUGCAGUGGGUGACAAAAGAAGGAGCGGGUCUAUUUUAUUUGAUAACUCGGACGUGGCGGGGAAAGCUACAGUGCUGAUUUUCCCCGAUAUGCACAGCAGCACAGAUAUGUACAAGCAGCAACGGACGUCGGGAGGUGUAGCGAUGGGGACUGUACUACAGGGAUUGAGGCGGCCUGUCAGUGACGUGACAAAUAGCGAUACAGUGAGGGACUUGGUUACCACGAUUGCCAUAACUGGUGUGCAGGCAGCUACCAUGGCAUCUGAUCCUGGUACAUCUUCGUGUUAA